Brugia malayi is the source of this 318-nucleotide messenger RNA. RefSeq lists its product as uncharacterized. Gene Ontology annotation, cellular component: cell surface. The annotation marks the transcript as partial. The record is from RefSeq and is a predicted model, not a curated record. NCBI's taxonomy places the organism in Eukaryota, Metazoa, Nematoda, Chromadorea, Rhabditida, Onchocercidae. The transcript is spliced from 2 exons.
AUAUUCAUAAGUUAUUAUUUGAUAAUAUGUGAUCGUAUCAUUUUGCAUUCAAUUUCAUUAUCUGAUGAUAAAUUAAAUUCAACACAACCACAACAUGAUGGAUUCUUUGAAAUUAGUGGAACAGAGAGAGAAUGGGGUAGCAUUGAAACAUAUUUGAUUAUCAGACAUCAUUGUUAUCAGGGCAAGGUUAAUACGCGAUGCAUUGUUACUGAUCGAUUCGCCAUACCAUCAACAUCAAUUAAUAAAGUUUACAAUAUGGGUAUAAUCAGUCUGAACAUUCAUCAAAAUACCCGAAAAACAAUGUGCAGGAAAUUGUGA